AAAAUCGUCACGGUGCGCGCAUCAACGAAAAUUCGUUGCGGAUAAACAAGACCAAGAACCAACGAACCAAACACGGGCAACAUUUUGUCUUAGUGCUGUCGCCUAACUACCGAGUGCAACGCAACGUGAUAAUUCCGAUUGGAAUAUGCGCGUCGUCUGAAUCUGAGUCUGAGUCGGCAUCGGAAUCGGAGGCGAGGCAAAAGUGCCAAAUGCACUGUGAAAUAUUUAAACGCAAAAUGCGCGCCAUCAAAUCAACAAAUUGAUAUUAAAUUAAUUAUUAAAAAGUGUGCAGCAGCCGAGUCAAACAAUUAACAAAGCAAUUAUUAAUUAAACAAUAAGAGCGUCAAGUGUAGUUAAUUCAAGUGAUCUUUUUUUCAAUUCAACGGCCAUAAUGGAGAAUAACUUUAAAGGCAUCUUCACAAUCGGAUUAUGUUUGGCGCUGCUCAGCAGCGGACAAACCCAUUUGAAUAUAUUUCUCAAUUUGCACGAGGUGCUGCGUUUAAUCGGCGUCUCCGCGGAGCUUUACUAUGUGCGGGAGGGGGCCAUCAACGAUUACGCCCUGAACUUUGCAGUACCCGUGCCGGCGAACAUUAGCGAUGUUACCUUUACCUGGCAGUCGCUGGUGGAGCAUCCGCUGCCCUACAGCAUCAGUGUGGCCACUUCGGAUGUGGGUGUGUUGCCGCGCCCUAUGUUGAAUAUCUCGCGUAUCGGCGAUGUGCCCCAGGAGCCGCAGACAUGGGGCGUUAGUCUGAAGUGUUCGGGAACACGGGCGGCCGAAGUGACCGUCACUAUUAGUGUGGAAGUCAUCCUGGAUCGAGCGACCAACAAUAAUACGAAUUUGAUCUUCAAACGCAAAAAGAUUUGCCUGAAGGAUGAGCACAACGAUGCACGCGAGGAAUACGACGAUGAGGAGCCUUUGCAUCCAGAUCUGAGUGGUCACGAUGACGUCCACUAUACGGAACACAAUGAGGAUACGGCCGAGCAUGUCAUAUCCGAUGGCCAUUUGCCAUCGAAUGUGGAGCAUGGCAAGGGCACUGACAGACAUCGAGUGCUGGUAACGGAACCCACUGUAAUUGUGGGUCGCGGUUCGGGUGGUGUAAACACAAACAAUGAGUAUGAUCCACUGUUGCGGGAGACUCUCGUGCCACCAACCAGUGGCUUAAUUACUCUGAUUGUGGGUGGUAUUCUGGCCUUGGUCCUUGUGUCCACACUCAUUUUGAUUGCGUACUGUGCCAAGGGUCCCUCAAAGCGUCAUCCCUCCAACGGGGUCCAUCUGAUUAAAACAUCCAGCUUCCAGCGUCUGCCAACCAUCUCGUCUACGGCCCACAAUUCGAUCUAUGUCUGCCCCUCGACCAUAACACCCACAUAUGCGACAUUGACGCGGCCCUUUCGCGAAUAUGAGCAUGAGCCUGAGGAGUUCAACCGCCGUCUCCAAGAGCUGACAGUCCAAAAGUGCCGCGUUCGCCUCUCCUGUCUCGUUCAGGAGGGCAACUUUGGGCGCAUCUAUCGCGGCACUUACAACGACUGUCAGGAGGUUCUGGUCAAGACUGUGGCACAGCAUGCAAGCCAGCUACAAGUGAAUCUCCUGCUCCAGGAAUCCAUGAUGCUCUACGAGGCCACACAUCCCAAUCUGAUGACCGUACUCGGCAUUUCCAUCGAAGACUUUGCCACACCCUUUGUGCUCUAUGCUGCCACUGGCAGUGUUCGCAACUUGAAGACUUUCCUGCAGGACCCCUCAUAUGCCAGAAGCGUGACCACGAUUCAAACAGUGCUAAUGGCCUCCCAACUAGCCAUGGCCAUGGAGCAUCUGCACAACCAUGGUGUUAUUCACAAGGACAUUGCGGCCAGGAACUGUGUCAUUGAUGAUCAACUGCGCGUGAAGUUAACCGAUAGCGCCCUGAGUCGUGACCUUUUCUCCGGUGACUACAACUGCUUGGGCGAUGGAGAAUACCGACCCAUCAAGUGGUUGUCGUUGGAGGCCCUUCAGAAGUCUCACUAUAACGAGGGUAGCGACGUUUGGUCAUUUGGUGUGCUCAUGUGGGAGAUGUGCACGCUGGGCAAGCUACCCUAUGCCGAGAUAGAUCCCUAUGAAAUGGAGCAUUAUCUAAAGGAUGGUUACAGAUUGGCCCAGCCCUUCAACUGUCCCGAUGAACUUUUUACUAUUAUGGCCUAUUGUUGGGCUUCCAUGCCUGCCGAGCGACCCUCAUUUAGCCAGCUACAGAUCUGCCUAUCUGAGUUCCAUACACAGAUCACCAGAUAUGUUUAACCUGCGGUAAUGAAGCACACCAAGACUUGUAAAUACAACAAGAGGCGACGUCGGAAGAUUUCGCAACAGACGACGUCUGCAACUCUGUUUCCAAAGACAUAUUUAAAUUAUAGCGCCUAAAGAGGGCGCCUAAGAAGCGAUAGUGUGGUGGAGAUGUGGUUACAAGUGUGGGCCCAUUGUUUGUCCCCCACAAUAAAUAGUUACUUACCUAUGUAUAACGCGGGCGUUUGGAGACAAUUUCGAAUGGAUGAUAACAGUCUGGAAGCGGUUGACUACCCUCUCCCCUCUAUAAUUAGCAGUUAGGUUUAGGUUAGUAUGUUAACAUAAAAAAAAAAAGAAACAAGCGACAUUUCGAUGCAAGAAACGUAGUAGUUAAACUUAAACACCCACAUAAAUGUUGAAGGCACACAUUAACAGAUAAACCCAGUUAGGUUAGAUUCCUCGUGGAUCCCCAAAUGACCUAAAGCAUUUUGCAUAACUUAACAUUAUAUAGAUACAUACCUAAAGACAAGAUCCAUAAUAUAGUACACUCCCCUAGGCUAGGCAACAACGGGACGCUCUGUUGUAGUUUUGAGGAGCUCGAUUAUACAUUCGACGUAUAUAUAAUAACAGCAAAAAUAUAUAUAUUAUCGAGUAAA
This is a messenger RNA of Drosophila grimshawi, 2904 nucleotides long. It is a transcript of the gene drl, whose product is annotated as tyrosine-protein kinase Drl. NCBI's taxonomy places the organism in Eukaryota, Metazoa, Arthropoda, Insecta, Diptera, Drosophilidae. Gene Ontology annotation, cellular component: signaling receptor complex. The transcript is spliced from 4 exons. Gene Ontology annotation, molecular function: protein kinase activity; ATP binding. The record is from RefSeq and is a predicted model, not a curated record. The coding region runs from base 392 to 2266 and encodes 624 amino acids. Gene Ontology annotation, biological process: axonogenesis; positive regulation of kinase activity; protein phosphorylation.